Molecule: messenger RNA, 243 nt
Organism: Cetraspora pellucida
Lineage: Eukaryota; Fungi; Glomeromycota; Glomeromycetes; Diversisporales; Gigasporaceae
Source: the annotation of a GenBank genome assembly
AUGUCAGAAUUCUUAACAACUAAGCAAAGAUCAAAAGCUCAGAAACUUCCUUGCAUAUUUCUUGAUCUAGUUUGUAAUUAUAAAGAACAAGGUAGUUCUAAUAAGAAAGCUCGACUUAAUGAUAGUUUCAAUACUGAUGAAAUGAGUGUCGAUGAUGUAUCACACCAUUUGUCAGAAUUUGAAAGAGUUGCAGAAAAUAAUAUGUAUAUAAUUACAGAUUUACAAUGGCAAGUAGAAAAUUAA